Molecule: messenger RNA, 8455 nt
Organism: Dunckerocampus dactyliophorus (ringed pipefish)
Lineage: Eukaryota; Metazoa; Chordata; Actinopteri; Syngnathiformes; Syngnathidae
Gene: slx1b
Product: SLX1 homolog B, structure-specific endonuclease subunit
Exons: 5
Coding region: 4757-5536 (259 amino acids)
Biological process (GO): double-strand break repair via homologous recombination
Cellular component (GO): Slx1-Slx4 complex
Molecular function (GO): 5'-flap endonuclease activity; crossover junction DNA endonuclease activity
Source: RefSeq, a predicted model, not a curated record
CAUAACUGCAGGGGGAGCACUGCAAAGUAUUAUUUCUUAUUGUUGCUUUACAGCAGGUUCAUGCCCCCCAUAAAGGGACAGAAAUGUUUUCACACCCCCAUGAUUUGAAAUACUAUUGAGAAACUCAUAUCUGUUUAUUUAUCUGUAAUGUACAGACUGAACUUGGAACUCGAACCAGAAAAAUGCAAAACAGAUAAAAAGAGACAGGUCGGUACUGCACGUAUGGGACCAACUUAUUCUAAGGAUUAUGAAAAAUACUCCAAUAACACCCCAUUUACAUAUAAUGUGACGUGCAUAUAGCCAAGCUACAGCGGCAUUGUUAUUAUUAUUAACAUUGUUACGCCGAUCGAACUACGUUACUGCACAUGGACACUUAGCCACACCACACCGGCUAGCUACUAGCCUGCUAGCGACUAGCUUCACCACAGACUCGACCGCAGCGCGUCAGGCUGGGGCUCAGACAACUUCCAUAAGGUAAGGCUACAUAUUUCAGCUGACACCACUGCUGCUACGUUUUUAUUUCCGAGUUUGAAAAAGUUAACGCUAGGUCAGGGGUCGGCAUCCUGCAGCUCCGGAGCCGCAUGCGGCUCUUCAGCCUCCUUGUUGCAGCUCCCUUCACAAUGCUUGAAGAAUUUUUUUAAGACCUGCGUGGGGAAAAUCUGCGUUUUUUAAAAGAGUUUAAAAAAAUAUUCCACUUUUUGUAAGACCGUGAAUACAUCAAGGCUGAGUUUUGACUGGUGAUUUGGAUGAGUGAGAGGGAGGGCGGGGGAAGCGGUGUUUUGGGUGCCUGCGACAGAGAUGACUUUUCCCCCGCGGCAAGCUAACAAAUGUAUAUACCCCCAUAAAAGAAACAUCUCAUACAAAAAUGUGUGUUUAAUUCUGCACAGACAGAUUACUUUGUCAUUUCUGCAACAAUGUUGGUUUACCUGUGUGCUUGAUAUGUGGCAAGAAAUUAGCAAACAAAAAACGUUGAAAGAUAUUUUCAAAACAAGCAGUUGACAUUUUCUGAAAAAUAGUAAUUUAUUUCAAAGUAAACUUGUAUGUAUAACAGUGAUUGGGCGUUAAAGCGGACGGCUAAAAGAAACAGACGGUCAAUUCACUGUGCUGCACACUUCUUAAGGCGUUAGCUAGUGAGGUUUGACCAACAAACUUUCACAACUCCACCGGUUGGCGUCUGUUACACACACGUUGCACUUCUGUUUGUUGCAACAGGUAAAAUUAAGAAAGAUUAAAACGUUUAAAAGCUUUUAAGAUGUGGUCCCAUACUACUUUUCUUUCGUGAGUGAGGGGGGCAAAAUGCCUCUUUUGAUAGUAAAGGUGUCGGUGUUCGUUUCUAUGUUGCUUUGUGAAAUCAAUGCGCCGAGGCAGAAGUUCUGGUCAUGCAUGGAAUGGCCAAAAUACGCAAAAUACUGUAAGUAUUACAUGUUGUCUUGAAUGUACCUGUUACUACAUGGUCACAGCAUAGAUAUAAAACCAUAAAACCUUGUUGGAGGUGUUGUAAUAGCGGUCUUUAUAGGCGGCAUAGGUGGAUCCAAUUACGUGCAGUACCGAGCUGUCGCUUUUUACCUGUUUUUGUAUAUAUAUAAAAGAGAAAGACUUGCGUUCAUGUCUGACAUCAGGAUUGUGGGUGAUGGGCAAGUUUUACUUUAAGAAACAUCCGCCGUAUGAGGGUAUGUGUUGUAGUUGCAGUAAGCAGCCACUAAGGGGCACUAACAGAAGUCACAUAUACAGGUUUGAAGUUUGGAGGCCACAACUUGUAUGAGAAUUAGGACUACACAAAAAUGUUACAGAAAUUGCGAUCUUAAUUCACACUCAUUGAUUUUUUUUAACUAUAAAAAACAGCUACAUCACAAACAAACACUGCCAUUGAUCGGCGACACUUCCUCCCCUCCCUCCCCAUCCCCCAUUGAGCCAACUGGCCCUGGCCGGCACGCUUGCUAUCACAAUAAUUUACUGACUUUUCCUUUGACUUGUCUUUAUCACACACAUGAAUGUAUUGUGGAGUGAGCAAGCAUGCCAUGUUUUUGACUUGAUGGGUUUUUUUUGUCUUUCUAUUCCUUUCUAUUAAAAAAGUCCCCACGUCAGCUGUCUUUCCGGGACGUCCCAUGAAGAACGACAGCAUGACUAUCGGAAGUUUGCUAAAGUCAAACAAGAAAAUUUGCCUAAUAAUCAAUUUUCUAUGCUGCUUGUCCUCAUUAGGGUCGCAGGGGUAUGCUGGAGCCUAUACCAGGCUUCGUGCGGCGGUAGGGUACACCCUGGACUGGUCGCCAGCCAAUAGCAGGGCACAUAUAGACGAUCAUUCACGCUCACAUUCAUACCUAUGGACAAUUUAGAGUCGCCAAUUAACAAAACAUGCAUGUUUUUGGGAUGUGGGAGGAAACCAGAGUACCCGGAGAAAACCCACGCAUGCACGAGAAGGAGCCUAAUAAUAAUAAUAUAAAACAGUGUCAAUUCUUUACAAGCAUGUGUGUGUGAAAAAAAUCAUCCCAGAGAACCUCACUUCUCAGCAAGGAAAUCGGGAUAGUGUGACUCAUCCAAUCUUGCACUUUCAUCUCCAUAGUGACAUUCUGACAUAAAAUAUGAAACCUGAACAUUUAUUGAUUGAUUUUUCUGAAGAACAUUGACUCAAAUGGUGUUGUUGACUGCAGUGGUGUUAUCAGAGCCUCAGAUGGCCGGCUGUGAAAUCAAUAGAUCCCUAAGAGGACCUCCCAACUGAGCAAAAUACACAUGGCUAAUGCGUCACACAGGCAGGGGGGGUUGUCUUUCUGCUAUUACAGACCUCUGCUCGGUUUGAUAAGUGCACCACGCAGUGAGGUGUUCAUCGACUGGAUAUUCAACAGCCUCAGCGUGGUUUUCAUUUUGAUUCAAAUGCUCUUGUUGGGUAAUGUUCAACACACAUACAUGAUCUCUACUUUCAGAGUCUGUAGAUUGUGUACUUCUAUAUACAGUGCAUUGAUUAUGUUCCAAGACUCCCUGCAAAUGAUGCAAACUACAAAUAAUGGACGCACCAAUAAAAAGCCCUGAAAAUGCCUAUUUUUGAUACACUAAACCCCUAAUGUGUCUCUCGCUGUUUCAGUUUUCCACUUUAAGAAACAAUUAGAGAAUACGGUAUUGUACUUACAAAACCUAAAGUUACACAACAUCACGUCUUGUCAAGGCAUCUUCCUGCUGGAAAAUGUUAAGUGAUUUGACUUAAGACAGCACCUUCAGCACUUUUUUCCCCUGUCAUCAAAGUUUUUUCUAUUUAAGUUACCAUUAAAAAAAAUGGUUACAGUUUAAAGCAGAGAAAAGAAAUCUGCGAAUAUGGAAUACAGGACAGCAAAAAUGUAGCAUGAGAUGGUUUUUAUUGCCAGCAGGAUACUGAAAUGCAUUUAUGUUGUCUGCACAUUAGCAACUGAGGGGAUGUGUAACAACUGCACUUGUGUAUAUAUAUAUUUAUAUAUACACACAAUGCAUGAUGCGUGAGUUAAUUUUGUUUUUGUUUCUUCCACUGUUCUGGCGUCAGGGUCUUCUGUUCAAAGGCGUGGAUAUCUUUCAGCUCCUCCGCUAAGCAGCUAUUUACCAUCCUAACAACAAAACAUACAUUUCUUAAUAUUAUGUUAAACCGGUACUCAUGUACUGUGCAACGUGCAAUCAUGAUGCACAGCACUUUUGUGCUUAUUUUAUGUUAAGUUUUUGACUGAUAUUGUGACAAGCAAACUGGCAUUCUGUGAUGGGUAAUAUAUGUGUGUGUGUGUGUGUGUGUGUUUAAUACCUGUGUCUCUGUAACAGUGGCUUGCCCUCAAAUUGGGAGGAGACCACAAGCACUUUAAAGCUGGCUGCACAUCUAUUGGGUGAUGUGUCCUCCACGUCCUGGAGAACACAAGACAAGUGAUAAGUUAGAAAUGUGAUGCCUAAUGAAGUGGCACAAUGAAUAAUGAUACCGCUUAUAACAAAUAACAGACAAAACCCUACCACGUGUUCUGCCGUGAGCUCCUUUAGAAGUUUGUCACGUAUAUGGUCUGAUGUUACAGCCAUUUCUAGAACAACAAAACAAGUGAUAGCAGUAAGUAAAUCGAUUAAUUUUGCUUAAGAUGCACCAUCUCUCAUACAAAACGCGUCUUGUUAGCCAAACUAGAAACGGAAGCAGACCUUUCCCCACAAUUGAAUAAAACUUUUCAUCCUUGGUUUGAUUUAAAAUGUCAAUAUUAUUAUGAACAUACCCUAUAAUUUAAAGACGUUUUAUUUCAAAAUAAAUAUAGAUAAUGCACAUACGGAAAAUGUUGCGUACUGUAUUGAAUUCCUGGUAAUUUCCGUGUUUCCUGUAAAAUAACCAAUCAAGAGCAGGAUUCACAACCAUGACCAAUCAGAUCAUACAUAAAAGCGAGAGAUAGGGUCUAUAUUUUGAAAUAGCAAACCGUCGAAUGCCUGACGGUUUGUAAGGGGUUGGGGAGUUUUAGUCAGCGAUUCGUACACAUAAAAUUACAUAACACAAAUAACGCAAGCUAGAAGCCAACCUCUUAAAAAACUGUCAGUACCGUACUUUAAGAGGACAUGUUUUGUCCCCUCAUUAUCAUCAGGCAAUCUAAUGGACUACUAAGUACGAGUGUUGUUUGAAUUGAACAUUUCAGAAUCCGAUCGGCGAGAAGCUUUACAAGGUCAAAAUAACACAAUGUUAUGGUCAUUGUGUAAAGCUUUGACUAAAAAGUAAUUUAUUUAACUUCGUUGCCUUUACGAUAUUUUGUGCCGGUAUGUAGUGUAGUUCCCCUCCAGUGCAAUGGUUGUAGAGGUAGAAAGCUUCUUCGGUGUGUAUAUGCUCUACUGCCUCAACCCUAAAUUUAAAGGUAGAAUAUACAUUGGCUUCACGGUGAAUCCUGAGCGCAGGAUCGGACAGCACAAUGCUGGACGACACAAAGGAGGAGCAAAGAGGACCAGUGGGAGAGGACCAUGGGAGAUGGUCCUUAUCAUACAUGGCUUUCCCUCUGAUAUUGCUGCCUUGAGAUUUGAGUGGGCGUGGCAGAACCCUCACUCCUCCAGGCGUCUCUCCUGCAUCUCCCGCCGCACCAGGAAAGAGUCCAGCCUGCAGUUCCACUGGCGCGUUGUCUCCAACAUGCUACGGGUAGCGCCGUGGAGCCGGCUCCCGCUGAUCGCCCGCUGGCUCAAGCCGGAGUACAAGAUAGACUUUGACGCCAAUCUGCGGCCUCCUCUGCACGUCCCUGUCGUCUUUGGAGGCGUGAAAGCCAAGAAGAAGCGUCUGUUACAGCCCGAAGACCAGGUGGAGACUUCCAGGUGUUUCCUUUGCAGGGGCCUGGUCAAGAUUUCCGAAAAGUUGAGCUGCUUCCACCCAUCCUGCGGAAUGAGCAGUCACGUGAUCUGCCUGGCCAAGCUCUUCCUGAAGGCGGAGCCAUCCCACCUCCUACCUGUGGAGGGCCAGUGUCCGGCCUGCUGGCGCUCCAUGCUGUGGGGGAGUCUCAUCCGCCUCAAACAAGGCUGCUUAGGAGACCUGGAGGAGUUCACAAUGUCUGCAUCUCAAAACCCCUGGGCAGAUCAACUAUGAAGGAAAUGAACUCAAAUGACUGCUAUCGCCACUGAUGUGGAAGGGAUUGUACAAAAAUAUUUAUAUUUUUUUUCUACCUGGGAUCAUGAAAACCUUUUACAGUGUUUGCUUCUUACCUAUUAAACCUGCUCUUAAAGAGACAGUAUUCAGCCGGUUCCUUUAGCUGCCUAGAGGGCGCCAACAUUUGACCGUACUGCUAGUAUUACCGGUAUAUCCGACCUAUUCCUGCUUUGAGGACGCCGACAUAACACGUACCCCCGGUAGUUAUGUUUGUUGUCAGGUAAUUAUAGCAAUUGGCCAAAGUUGAUCUACUAACGUUAGUUAUCAUUGAAUUUAUAACUUUCGUAACAAGAACAUGACUGCAAAUUGUUCAUCGCCUCUCUCAGACUGCUUUUGUGUGUGUGUGUAUGCGCCAUGGACAUGUACGUGUAUACCAACAGGCAUCAGAGACAGCCAUGAAUGGCAGUUAUUGUUUUAGUGUUGAACGAAAAUUUACCAACACUUUUUAUCCAGUUUUAUUUGUGAAAAAUAUAGACAUUUUUUGUACAAUCUGUUCUUUUAAACUACUGUUGGUAACAUAUGCUAGCUGGCGGUGGUGUUCUUAUAUUUUUUUGUUUUAAAAAAAUGUCAUUCGGAGCGAGUUGCAUACAGUGCCUUUAAUGCGCUUUAAAAGUGUUUUAUGUAAUGCCUGAGUUAUGGGGUUUUAAAGCCACAAUAUAUAGGAAUUACAGAAGGAAACACAAGAAGGAUGGCCAUCUAUGGAUGUGUGAAUGCUGAAGAGCUGACACUGAAAUUAAAUGUUGUCUUGAAAAUGUGGAAUUACGGGAAAACUUCAAAACUGACCCGACACACUGAAAUGUAUCAGAGACACUCCUAUGUUCCUUGGACUAAGACUAAGACUUCUGGCUUGAUCUACCAUCUAUCCCUCUUAUUUUUGGAUGUUAACCCAACCGGUCGAGACAGACGGCCGCCCCACAGAGCCAGGGUUCUGUUCAAGGUUUCUUCCUCAGAGGGAGUUUUUCCUUGCCACUGUCGCCAAGCGCUUGCUCAUGUGGGGUUUCAGUUGGUUCUCUGUUUUCAUUUCUGAAUGGUUUCAACUGGGUGAGAAAUGUGUAAACUUAAAAAAAUUGCCCAUCCAUUUUCAAUGGGAAUUGAACUGUGGAAAAUGUGGACAUUUUUUCGAAUGUUGCAAUAGAUGGCUGCAUUCCCGGAAUGAGCUGAACUUUUUGAUGUUGAAAUGGUUUGAAUGGGUUGAAAAGUGUGGAAAUAGUUGACCACCAAAAAAACGGGGCGUAAUUAGAAUAAGCGCUCUUCAGCAUUCACAGAAUAACAAAUCAUCUGGAUGGCACAUGGUCUUGUAAUUAUUGCAGUGAUCAUCAUAAUCCUUACAUAUUUUACAGAGACAAAUGAAUCAAAGCGUUAUUCAGGCAAUGGUAGUAAAAUACAGAGCGAGUAUUCAUUCAAGUGUUGAAAUUUGGUGAUGUUGGGUCAUACUGAUCAACUUAUGCGAUAACCCAACUAACAAACAAGUUAGUCGAUAUAAAAAUAUAAUGUAUGUUAUUUGUAUACAAGUUGUGAAUUCUGCUCACAAGGUUGGUGCAGGCAGGAAGGGCACAAUGGCUUUUAGCACUGCUUGCUAGUUGUGCAGGUAACAUUUCAAAGUGCCAUGUUGUGCAUUUUAACAUCCUUGCCUCAAUUGGCGUCCGUCGUCACUGCUCGGCAGGUUGGGUUUGCAAAGUGAUCACCGGCUGCACAAGACAGAAGGCAAGGUCAGGUUUGAGCAAAUUUGCACGCCAACUCUUUACUCACCACUUUGGGAGCCGGCGCACAACAGUUGACCACCUUGCAGCAGUAAGCGGCCAGGGUGGCUGAGAUGGCGAACAAAGUGACCUGGAUGAGCAUGCUCUCUGCAAAGAGGUGAGUCCUGGUGCGCUGUCAGUGAUUGAAAACAAGUCAGGACUGAAAAACCUCGGGCUCCAAAUACCUUGACAUGGUUGCAAUAGUGUCUUACUCACCUCGAGAACACGGCAGUCAUUCAAGUAAGUGGUCAAGUUGUGGUCAUAGUAGUGCCAGCAUUGUGUCGCAUACUGAUCAAGAUUUAUCAGUAGGCAGAUUAUGUUGAAGAUGGAGGCGAUGCAGGCCAAAAUCUGCAUCCCCAAGCAGCCCCUCAGCUGACAACAAGAUAACACUUCACGUCAGUGUUUGAUGGUACAGUACAGGUAUAUCCAGGCAGUAUACAGUGAGGAAAAUAAGUAUUUGAUCUGAUGUGCUGAUUGUGUACGUUUAUCCCCUUCCAAAGAUAUGAGCAGUGGAAAACUUUUAUGGUAGGUUUAUUGUAACAAAGAGACAGAACUUAAAAAAAUAACCAUUAUUUAAGGUUAUUUUUUUUUUAUCAAGAGAGAUGCUUGAUAUUGUCCAGCACUUCAUUACCAAUAUUGGCAGCAUAUCUUCCCUCAAACUAAUGUAAGGUCACAGCUUGAGUAAUGAAUGAGCACAUCAGGCUUCUACAUUUCACAAAUAAACACUGUUUGUACAAAAUAAGACAAAUAUUGCAAUAUAAGUUAUAGAAAAAGUAGAGUGGAACCUCGGAUAGCGUCCGCCCUGUUUAGCGUGUUUUUUGGUUUAUGUCGAAAAUUUACGUCAGUUUUGCAUCGGCCUGCUUGCAUUCUCCGGUUAGCCUUCAAAAUGCCGUGGAUUUUGUCUUGUUAUUGAUAUGCCGCCUAAGUCCAUCUGUAGUCUUAAUUAUUUUUUUAAUCAGAAAAUGUCCUUCCUUGUUAGAAUCCUAUUAGCUAGAGAACACAAUGGCAACGGAAACCGUAAGUUAGGUCGGCCGUCUAUGAUGUCAUCAGCGGUCAAAUCUCAAAAAUGUUAACAUGUUUUUAUAGUUUAUAAUUAUAAUUUUACGUGCAUAAAACAAUU